AUGGCUAGCUUGAGCUUCAUCAUUGGCAUUAUAGGGAAUAUAAUCUCUAUACUGGUUUUUGCUUCUCCCAUGUAUUACAAACUUGCCAAUGGUAUUGAAAUUCAGGUUAAAUCUAUGAAGUUGGUGGCAAUAUUCGAUGUUGGGUUUCUUGGGGCAGUAAUAGCUGUGACUCUGCUAGCAAUCCAUGGAAGUCUAAGGUUUACCUUUGUGGGCAUUUUAUGUGCAGCAUUGACUAUAGGCAUGUAUGCAGCACCUCUAGCUGUCAUGAGAAUUGUGAUAAAGACGGCGAGUGUGGAGUACAUGCCUUUUUUCCUAUCAUUUUUCCUCUUCCUCAAUGCUGGAGUUUGGUCUGUCUAUGCUUUCCUUGUCAAGGAUUUUUUCGUUGGAGUAAGUUUUCUUAUAUUUUUUUAAAAUGUGUUUUUAAAAUUCUAAAAUCACUUUUCAAUAUUUGCAUUUAAAAAAAAUAAAAAAUGAAGCUGCUAGACCAUUUGAACUUGUAAUGUCAUAUACCCAUUUCAUAGUUUUGCAUCUUGC
Molecule: messenger RNA, 534 nt
Organism: Camellia sinensis
Lineage: Eukaryota; Viridiplantae; Streptophyta; Magnoliopsida; Ericales; Theaceae
Source: RefSeq, a predicted model, not a curated record